Molecule: messenger RNA, 2595 nt
Organism: Gekko japonicus
Lineage: Eukaryota; Metazoa; Chordata; Lepidosauria; Squamata; Gekkonidae
Gene: TRMT2A
Product: tRNA methyltransferase 2 homolog A
Exons: 12
Coding region: 264-2225 (653 amino acids)
Biological process (GO): RNA processing
Molecular function (GO): RNA methyltransferase activity; RNA binding
Source: RefSeq, a predicted model, not a curated record
AAUAUAUAGUUAUGAUUGAUUUUUCCGCUUUUGUAGUAGGGAAAAACGAGACGAACGUUGAAGAAUUUCGCUGAAAAUCAAAUUUUGUUCAAAAAAAGGCCAAAGAGAAAGUAACGUCUUUCCAGCCGUCGCGUGAUGACGCCACACGUGACGCGUUUUUUCCCCGCCCCCUGGCCGCUUCGAGUUUCUAGCGUUUUGGUGUCUGCUGGGCCUUUCGCGCCAAGGGGAUGUGAGGGGACGAGGAGAGAAGGAUAAUUCAAAUUAUGGAAGAAAACAAUGUCACCUCCUUAGCUGAUGAACAAAGUACAAUCCCUUUUGUGAAAACAGAAAUCACGACUGAGAAGGCAGCUAAGGAAGAUGCUGGGAAAAGUUACAAAAAGAAUACAUCAGAUACUUCUGACAUGUACCGGUAUAUUAAAGAUGACCUGUUUACAUCGGAGAUUUAUAAAGUAGAAAUUCAGAAUCUUCCCAAAUACAUUGGUUUUAAUGAAGUGAAGAAAUUUCUCGCCAAGUAUGGUCUUAACCCUCACAAGAUAAAACUAUUGGGGAAACAGACUUUUGCUUUCGUCACCUUCAAGAGUGAGGAGGAAAGAGACAAAGCCAUGAAGGUCCUUCACGGAGUCCUGUGGAAGAACCGAAACUUGAGUGUCAAACUCGCAAAGCCAAAGGCUGAUCCCAUCAUGAAGAAGAGAAGAAGGGAGGAGGAAGAGGAAGGGGGGGAGGUAAAAGAGCAGACAGCAGCAAAGUGCCCCUCUUUGGCAAAAGAUGGCAGAGAGGAGCCAAUUAGUAAGCAGAUAGCAGAUGUGGUGACUCCUUCGUGGAACGUACCAUAUGAGGAACAGCUGGCUAAGAAGCAGCAAGAAUGUGAGCAAGUGCUGUUAAAAUUGACACGGGAAAUUGGAAACAACAACAAAGCUCUGCUACCCUGGCUUUUCGUGCAGAAGGAGAAGUCCAAUGGUCUGUGCUGUUGCCUGGAAGGGGUGAAAGCGUCACCAUCACAGACUGAAUAUCGGAACAAGUGUGAAUUUUUGAUUGGCAUAGGGCCCAACCAGGAAGAUAAAAGCGUGGGCUUCCGCCUUGGCAAAUACAAAGGCGGGACGUGUGCGGUCGUGGAGCCCUUUGAGACUGUUCACAUUCCUGCGGUUGCCAAAAAGGUAGUGAAGGCUUUUCGGGAUUACAUAAGGUCUACACCUUAUAACGUCUACAGCCCGGAAACCUAUGACGGACACUGGAAACAGCUAACAGUUCGCACCAGCCGGAAUGGUCACAUCAUGGCAAUUGCUUAUUUCAAUCCUCAGAAACUUGAUAAAGAUGAGCUGAUUGAACUACAAAGCUCUUUGGCAAAGUACUUCACAGAAGGCAUGGGCAAGGACAGCGGAAUCACUUCUCUGUAUUUUGUGGAGGAAGGUCAGAGAAAGUCUCCUAAUCGUGAAGAUUUGCCCUUGGAGCACAUUGCUGGCAACAAGUACAUAUAUGAAGAUCUUCUCGGGCUAAAGUUCCGGAUUUCGCCUCAUGCCUUUUUCCAAAUAAAUACACAGGCUGCUGAGGUUCUCUACUCUACUAUUCAUGAUUGGGCCCAAGUCAGCCAGGAUACUACAGUGCUCGAUGUCUGCUGUGGAACAGGAUCUAUUGGCAUUUCCCUUGCCAAGAAAGUGAAGAAGGUGAUCGGGAUUGAGCUUUGUCAAGAAGCUGUGGAAGACGCCCGGGCGAAUGCUGAACUUAAUGAACUGAAUAAUGUUGAAUUGCACAGCGGAAAGGCUGAAGAUCUCGUUCCUUACCUACAGAUUGCAAUUGACUUAGUGGUGACCCGUCAUGGGGUUUUCCAGGCGAGAGACCAACAGAGGUGGUUUGCCAUUGCCUGCCUCUAUUCCAAAGUAAUUCUUGCAAUCCGAAAAGCUGAACACUUGAAAAAGCUCAUCUACGUGUCCUGCAAUCCUCGAGCUGCCAUGAACAACUUUGUGGACCUUUGUCGAGCACCUUCAAAUCGUGUCAAGGGAAGCCCUUUCCGUCCUGUCAGAGCAGUGGCUGUGGACCUCUUCCCUCAAACGAUGCACUGUGAACUGCUACUUUACUUUGAACGAAUAGAACAUUCCAGUGAGAAACCACCUGAAGCAUUAGUAGACUCUGCUGAAAUUCCAGCUAUGAAACCAGAAGCAGGAGCUUCCAUGGAAGAGGACAAUACUGACUUACCUGGAAAGCACACAGCGGAAGAAUCUUCCAGCUAAUGAGGGGGGGGAAAGGCUUGCUAGUUUGCAUGAUUACCUAUUUUCCUUCUAUAACGCUUUGCCAUCUUCCUUCAAAUAUGUUGCCUCUCUGAGGAAAAACUGAACAAGUAUUUAAUCUGUGGAGCUUUGAGAUGAUGGCUAUGCUGUACUGGAGAGGAGACUUCUUUUCUUGAAGGGAUCUUGGCAGAGGAUCAAGUCUAUCAGCCCAUAUGGAUAUCUGUAUAUGUUUACUGAUACCCGGGCAGGGCAUUUGCCAAAGUGAUUUUUAUUUUUGAAUGUUAGGAGUGUGCCAAAUCCAAAGGAUCACUGAGAAAACCGGCAAUUUGGAGCAAGACUCUUGGAAAACAUCUGGCAAAUAAAUACACUACUC